Messenger RNA from Physcomitrium patens, 2469 nucleotides. RefSeq lists its product as uncharacterized. The record is from RefSeq and is a predicted model, not a curated record. Lineage: Eukaryota; Viridiplantae; Streptophyta; Bryopsida; Funariales; Funariaceae.
UCGUUUCGACGGUUUCCUGCCUGCUCUCGGUUUUGCUUGCCCUGGCACGCUCAUACUCUCACGGGACAUAGCUUGCUGUCCCUCAGAUGCGUCUUCUGGGCUUGAAGCUACUCACUCAUGUUCGUAGUCCGGAUUUCUAGGUCCAUGUAGUACUAGAAAUUUUCCGAUUUGGUGCGGUGUAGCGAUGGCGGGGCGUGAGCGAGUUGGGAGCAGGGUUGCCGUUGUGGAGUUCGUUGCGGUGUGAGAUGUUUUCGUGAUUAUGGCAGCAAUGGCGGAGACAGUAGGAGAAAGGAAGGUGGCGGACGGGCAAGCCCCCUUUUUGGACCAGCUGUCCGCUCGAGGUUUCAAUGCUGAAGCUUCGGAUGUCGCGGAUUCUUCUAAACCAGCAGUACAUGAUUUGCCAAAAUUGCAACCCUGUGGAACUCCCAAGGAACAGGACAAUUCAGCAAUGCAGAUUUCCAUAGCCGCUGCUGACAGUGUAGAGAUGAAGGCACUACAGCAUGUUGUGGAGUCUCUCGAGACUAGACUACAAGAUGCAUUGAUGCAGGCGAUAUUGCAAGUUUUGGAGUCUUUAGGAAAGGAAGCAGCUGCCCGAGUGAUCAUGGCUGAACGCAAGGCAUCAAUUAUGGAGCAGGAGCACAUCAGCACUAAACAGCAGGCUCUUGCGAUGAUACUUCGUAUGAAACACAGUUCCGAUUCGAUGCUUAUUGAUGCUGAGAAGAGAUUACGUUCAGAACAAAGACGAUCGCAAGAAUUGGAUGCUAAAGUUAGCACUCUGCAAGACAAAAUUAGACGGAUGCAAGCAGAAUUGAAGAGAAAGGGGGACAUUCUGGAGGAGAUUCAAAGACAUUCAGACGUUGGGAUCAGAUCAGGGAUGACGAGUCCUAGCGAAGGAGUUUCCAAGAAGCGAAAAGGAAAUCCUCUCGUCAGGCCCAUUGAGGUGAAAGCCAGUCAACGAUGCGAUGAAUUUGUUGAGGACGAGUGUGACGAUACUGCCACCGUUUUGACACCAUCAACUGAACAACCCAAUUCAGUUCUUAGUCAGGAUAUAGUUCAGACCACCCCCCGGAACUCGUCUGUGCAGGAAUGUUCUCGGGCUGUUCCAAUGAUCAGCAUGCAAAGGUCACCAACAUCGUUGCGAAGACAUGGUGAUGAUGGAAAUGUACCAAAAUUUGUUGACAAGGAAUUCAAUUCUCAAGCCGGUAGUACUGUGGAGCAAACGAAGACUUUAGUCGAGUCUAAGGGCACUCGCGGAAAAUGUAGAGACGUUGAGGAAGAUUUAGAUUCAAGUGAUCAGCAUGACAGCAGUAUGGAGGGCCCAUCCCAAAAUGCUGAAAAGAAGGCUCGUCUCACACAUGAUUCUUCAGCUAACGGUGAAGAGAUGGAAGUCAUGGCUGAUGGCUUUCUAGGGCUUAUUGCUUUGCAAGGAGCCCCACCAAUGAGCACGCCUGAAUUGCAAAAUGGCGGUAGUGUUUCAGGACUCAAGUUAGAGCAACAAGCUGAGACAGACACUAACUCUUCGACUGAUGAUGAAGAUGAAUACCAAUCCAAGCAGGGAAAUGCGGAUCAGAAUAUGCAACUCAAAUCUGACGAAGUUUCUGUUCACCACAAGGUUCCAGGGUAUACGAGUGAGAGAUUGUCAAAAAGUAUCUUAAUUGAACCGACGAUGGUACUCAGACGCAGCUCUACUGGGAGGAAUAGGGGUAAACAAUCAUUAUCCCCUGAGAAACCAGGAGUUCUUGCGGUGAAAGAGAAGGAAUUGAAGACACCUGGAGACACGAAAGGAGUCGAAAGUACUGUAUCGGCAAAAUCAAAAGGUGGUGUAGUGCAUGGUUCCAGCAAUUUAGUGGUGGAGUCUUCACGAGACAGCCGGCGUCUGAUGCAAGGUGCCCGCCAGUUGCUAUCUCUGCGGAAACUUUGAAAGGCUGGAAAAUAGAUUCCUUAUUGGCAGUGAUAAUUUUGAGUGUUGAUAAUUAGAAGAUGAGCCUUGUGAAUAUGCGAAUUGUACAUCUCCAGUUUCUAUUUAUCUACAUUAAUCUCAAAUUUAAGUUUGUUCAGCUUUCUUUCAACACAGGAGUUUUGGAUAUAGCAACUUCGCACUUCAAUAAAUUCAUGGCAGAUUGCAUGAGUGCACAGUUGCCAUGCCUUAUUGCAUUUUAGUAGUGUUUUUUUUUUUUUUUUUUUUUUUUUUUUUGUUAAUUUUUAUAUUUAGUAUAGGAUCACUAGAAUUGGAAUUAGAUGGUGCACAAAACAUCGUUGAUUGUUAGUUGACAUUUAGCAUUAGUUGGGUGUGCAGAUUGUGCUUCUGGUACACAACAAUCGACCGGAGGCUAGACUGAACAUUAACAUGGCUAAACUUUUAUCUUUUAUGCUCAUACGUGUAGAACUGGAGAAGCUAUUAGAGGUUAAGUGCCGGUGUGCAAAUGUACAUUGGGUGGAAAUAUUUGUGAUAUUAUUUAUUUAUUGUAA